Cucumis melo (muskmelon) is the source of this 814-nucleotide messenger RNA. RefSeq lists its product as uncharacterized. The record is from RefSeq and is a predicted model, not a curated record. Gene Ontology annotation, molecular function: protein binding. The transcript has 5 exons. Bases 255 to 557 code for a protein of 100 amino acids. NCBI's taxonomy places the organism in Eukaryota, Viridiplantae, Streptophyta, Magnoliopsida, Cucurbitales, Cucurbitaceae.
CACUCCUUCUGUCGGAAGUAUAUCCUUCUUAAUUUUCAAAAUCUCCCAAACGCUCGACCUUUUUUCUGGGUUUCUUAUUCUUUGUUUUUUUUUGUUUUUUUUUUUCCUUCAAAACCCAGCAAGAGGACAACGAUUUUCGUUGUAGGAAGAAGGAAGUUUUAACCAAAUAUAGAGUUUGCGGCGCUUCAGAAUCUCCCCAUAUCAUAAGGUCAAGGUUUCGGUUCCAGUAAUCGAAGCCGUUCAAGUUCAAAUACAUGGAGAUUAGCGGAGGAACAGAGGGCUUGAAUCGCGUUCCUUUAUCAGAAGUUGUUUCUGAUUGCGUCAAAAGAUGGUUUAAGGACACUUUGAAGGAAGCCAAAGCUGGCGAUAUCAACAUGCAGGUCUUGGUGGGUCAAAUGUAUUAUAGCGGUUAUGGGGUUCCUCGAGAUGCUCAGAAGGGAAGAAUUUGGAUGACAAAAGCAUCAAGAAGUCGAUCGUCGGUCUGGAAAGUUAGUGAUAAACAUCCAGGCUAUAAUGCUAGUGAUUCAGAUUCAGAUGAAUUGACUCGUGAUUCUUAACUACACCAGUGUUGCUGAUUUCUCGAUGUCAUGUCAAAACAACCACUGGAUGUGGUUUUCACUGUGGAAACUCUACUUGCUCAGCUAUCUUUGUAGCUCUACGCAUACUUGCUUCCUGAUUGUUGGAUUUGAAGGAUGUAAUAUGCUUUGAUUUUACCUUUACUCUUCAAGCAAUUUCUCGCACUUUCUUGUGGUCAAAUUACCUAAAUCUUAUAUUCAUUUUUCAUUUUCUAUCUAGGUUUCCACUUUUUAUUGUC